Uranotaenia lowii is the source of this 2073-nucleotide messenger RNA. RefSeq lists its product as uncharacterized. Gene Ontology annotation, biological process: proteasome-mediated ubiquitin-dependent protein catabolic process; multicellular organism development. Gene Ontology annotation, cellular component: cytoplasm. The transcript is spliced from 3 exons. Bases 245 to 1933 code for a protein of 562 amino acids. The record is from RefSeq and is a predicted model, not a curated record. Lineage: Eukaryota; Metazoa; Arthropoda; Insecta; Diptera; Culicidae. Gene Ontology annotation, molecular function: zinc ion binding; ubiquitin conjugating enzyme binding; ubiquitin protein ligase activity.
AAACCAGGCCUCAGUCGUGCGGAGGAUUUCAAACCAAUAAAAUCGUGAAAACCUUUGACAAACCGGAGGUUAAUGGGGAGACGACCUCCCCGUAUCGUAUCAGGUGUAACAGCUUUGACGCGGAUUCCUUCCUUAUCUACACAUUGUCUUGCUUAUCGGACCGGGUAUCUUGACAUCUGAAGCUCCUCCGAUAAGGAGGAGGAUAAGACAAGCUUCUUCUACUUCGUUAUCGAGAACCUCAUCGAUGCCGCUACAAAUCGGAUUUGGUGCAGUGCUGAACGUACCGUUGAAGCAAUCACAGAGUCUAGCCAUGUCUUCUUCUACCAGUGGUGUCGUCGUUGAGAGACGUGAAGAACCCGUGGCCGAGGAACCGACUCCGGUUACGGUGAACGCCGUGGCCAAGUACGAGAGGAAUUCCGUUUCGAGUGGCUCGACUCCGACGAGUCGUUCCGGAGGAACCAGCCGGCAGGAUUCGAACAGUGGUGGUGCCGGUGACAAGCACAAGUCCCUGGUCUACAACGAUGGACAGUUCAGUAUUACGUUGCACCACUACGAUAGUAUCGUGAGCGAGUUGAAGUGUCCAGGAUGUGCUCAGCCGAUGUAUGGACCGAUUCGCCUCUGUCAAAGUGGCCACAGUAUUUGUGCGCACUGCUGCGGAAAAGUUGGACUAACGACCUGUCCCCUCUGCCAAAAGAAGAUAUCCGAAAUCCGUAACUACACCUUGGAAGCCUUGGCGGCCAAGGUCCAAUUUCCGUGUAUGCACGCGACUCGGGGCUGCAAGGUUCGGCUUCCACUGCAACUGCUCUGGUGGCACAAGGAUCGCUGCGGCUUUAAGCAGAUCGAGUGUUUUAUGGGGAAGGUUUGGGAGAACUGUAGCUGGCAGGGUUGCGAGAAGAAUUGGAUCGCUCACUGUACCGAGGAGCACCAGGAUAAGGUUUACUGCAGCCCGGACAUAAUCCUGACCUGGAACUACGCCGCCGAUAGUCAGCGGUGCAUCCAGCUGCAGUCGGUGAUUGCGUACUACGUGGUGAGGACCUACGGGGAAUACUUCAAUGUUUACCAGAUCUACGAUCAGAACAGCAGACGGACCAUUUGGACGGUGAUUUGCGCUACGAAGGAGUCGAAGGUUAGUGGGAGGUUUGCGUUCGAGCUGGAGCUGUAUUCGCCGGUGGAUAGCGCCAAGUUGUUGGUGCAGCGGUUUCCUUGUCACUCGGAAAAUGACGCGGAUUUUCUGAAGGAUGGCAACUGUGCCAAGAUUGCGAUCGGGGAGGCCGUUCGGUUUAUGACUAAAGAUAAGAUCCUCUACUACCGGGUACGCAUUAUCGAAGUCACUCCGCUGCGCAGUCGCAGUUUGGUGCUGCUGGCAAGCCCAAAACUGUCCACGGUGGCCGCCAACUCCCGCGGUCAGCUUCUUCCGCUCGACUAUUCCUGCACCCAGAUCGAGCACUCAAAUAUGAAAGCCGUCCCGGAGGGGUCCAUCAUUGUGCGCACCGCAACAAGCACCGGCGAUCUUACCCGGAUGCAAUCGAACGAGAGCGACGAACGAACCGAUUCCAGAUCGGAUUGCUCAUCGGUCGAACACGAAGAACUCCCAGAGGAUGAGCAACUUUUGACGAGUGCCUCAAGUCCUGUGUUAAAUCGAGUCAACUCGCUCCCGAAACCUCCUAGAAGGGUGCAGAUGCAACAAACGACGACGGCCGAAAAUCACCAGGUGGUUCUUUGCCGACUGGUAGACCAACAGGAAGGCGUAAAAAUGAAACCGGCCUACCGGAUCGGGGGAGAAUCAAUCGUAUCCGAGCAGGGAAACAGAAAACCUUCCGUCGAUAGUUUGAAUUCUUCCUCGGCAAAAGGUCUGUCGCGCUUCUACAACGUCACCUCCUACAAGGCCGCGAAACUGUGGAACAAAACCACCGGCGGCAAGGCGGUCAAAUGAUCGAUCGAUGGUCGCCGUAAUCGAUUGGUUGAUUGGUGGUCGAAUAUGUUUUUAGAAUAGAUAGUACACUAAGUAGAAGGUUGAGUUGAUUUUGUUGAACAGUUUUUAAUAAACACCAACACAAUGUUAAAUCCUUGCAA